Leptinotarsa decemlineata (Colorado potato beetle) is the source of this 1708-nucleotide messenger RNA. RefSeq names its product lipase 3. The record is from RefSeq and is a predicted model, not a curated record. NCBI's taxonomy places the organism in Eukaryota, Metazoa, Arthropoda, Insecta, Coleoptera, Chrysomelidae. Gene Ontology annotation, biological process: lipid metabolic process.
GUAUGUUGAGAUAAGGUUGUUUAUGUAACACAAACAGUUAGGUUUAUGUAAUACUUGAUGAUAAAAAAGAUAUAAUUUCGCUCCAAGUGCUUUGGCUAUCCUUUCAUUAGUAUUGUGAGAUGAUGAGGAGUGAACAAAAUAUUUCAUUCGUGAUUUGUUUGAAUUUAGUCUGCUUUUGGAUUAUAUCCGAAGCAACUGUGAUAAAUGUUAAGCGUUUCAACAAUGAGUCGACAGAGAUGUUGACAACACGAUUGGAAAGUAUAUCGGUGUUUGACAUAGAAAAGUUGGUUAGGGGAUAUGGAUACACCUUCGAAAAACACCCGGUCAGUACGGAAGAUGGUUUCAACCUUGAAUUGCAUCGCAUAUCUAAACAGAAUAAAGUGCAAAACGAAGCGGACGCGGAAGAAAGUAAACCUGUUGUUCUAAUCAUGCAUGACAUCUUAGGAACAUCGGCGGACUUUCUUAUAUCUGGUCCUGCAAAUUCUUUGGCUUUCCAACUUGUCGAUCAAGGAUAUGACGUGUGGCUGGGUAAUAACAGAGGAAACACUUGGUCCAGAAGUCACGACAACUUGAAAACUACUGACAAGAAAUUCUGGGAUUUCAGUUACCACGAGCUUGGUGUUUAUGAUGCUCCGGCAAUGAUCGACUACAUUCUUGAACAAACAAAACAGUCCUACCUAUCCUAUGUUGGAUUUUCCCAAGGCGCUACUCAACUAUUUGUAAUGCUAUCCGAGAAACCGGAAUAUAAUGAGAAAAUCAAGAUUAUGACAGCCUUGGCUCCGAUGGUCUAUAUGAAGAAUGUUAAUCAUAUUGUUCUUAAACUAAUUGCACACUUGGAUGGUUUAGUGGAGUGGACUGAAAAAACUCUGAACAUCCAUGAGUUUCUUUCCCAUGAUUCAAUAAUUUCCACGGCCGGAAAUAUUUUAUGCGGGAAUCAUUCAAUAGUUCAAGGAAUGUGUUCUUUUGUAAUGUCUUUUUUUUUGGGAUUUGAUUCAGAAAGCACAAAGAAGGAAAUGUUAUCACAUUUGCUGGAGGUCUACCCAGGAGGUUCGUCUUUGAAAGAAUUCAGGCAUUAUGCUCAAGGCAUCUCAACAGGUAAAUUCCGCCAAUACAAUUAUGGAAUUAUGACUAACUUUGAGAAAUAUAAAAAUGGAACACCUCCAGAAUAUGACCUUAAGCGAAUUAAAACUCCGGUUGCCCUUUUCUAUGGUCAGAAUGAUUGGCUAGUGAAUGUUAAAGAUGAGGACAAACUCAAAUCAGAACUAACAAAUGUGGUGGACAAUUACUUGAUCAAGAAUGAACAUUUCAACCAUGGGGAUUUCAUUUUUUCUGGAGAUGCCAAUUCACUAGUGAACUUUUACGUCAUCAAUACUUUGAAUAAAUAUAACAACAAAACAGAAAUGACUUCAACAAUAUCAACAACGGUAGCAACAACAUCAAAACCGUCAUCUGCCUCAACUGACAAAAAACCUACAACGAUUUCCAGCACCUCCAAACCAACAACAACUGAUCAGCCUUCGUCGUCAUGCACAACAUAUUCAUCUUCUUUUCUAGUAUUCAUUCAUAUUUUCUCAACAGGUUUCGUUGGUGUCAUAAUGAAAUAUUGAAAAAUAGUCUCAUUUCUAUACACCGAAUUUCCUAUUAUUUUCUAUUCAAUGAAAAUGUUAAUAUAGAGUUGAAUAAAAAAAUAUGAAAAAGUAUGUGUAGA